Lycium barbarum (goji berry) is the source of this 810-nucleotide messenger RNA. RefSeq names its product protein NONRESPONDING TO OXYLIPINS 2, mitochondrial-like. The transcript has 4 exons. The record is from RefSeq and is a predicted model, not a curated record. Bases 98 to 412 code for a protein of 104 amino acids. Lineage: Eukaryota; Viridiplantae; Streptophyta; Magnoliopsida; Solanales; Solanaceae.
GACAAAGACUUUGAACUAAAACCCUAAACCCGAGAUCUUACCCAAAACUCUACCAUUCUCUUUUGCGCUUUGGCUCUGUUACGAAUUCUCUACAAUAAUGGCUUCAAGGUGUAGUAGAAUUAUAAAUAGGGCUUCAAUUUCUUCAAUCAGAUCUGCAAUUAAACUCAAUUCCCAAUCAGCUCCUUCUACGACGUCGUUUUCUAGUUUCUCUGCUUCAACCAGAUCUACUUCGUCUCCUCUUCGACGUUUCUCCAUUUCAAGAAUUCCGUCGGAGCUGGGAGGAUUGCAGUCUAUGUUGCCACUACACAAUGCAGUUGCUACAGCGAGGAUGACGUCAUGCCUGAGCUCAACAUCGAGGAGUUGCAGAGCUCUUUCACAGGGUACUCUUUGCUGCACCUCUCCAGACCUCUAGCAUUGUUCAUUUAUUACUCCCCCAAAAUAAAAAAAAGCACAUGACUUUCCAAAAGCAUGAAAGAAAUAGACUGGGAUAUGACUGACUGGCCUUCCUAUUUUGCUUAAAUGAUACUGAAGGAACGUGAAAUUUUUUGCUCUUCAGAAGGAGGUUGUAUCUGCUUGAAUUUAGCUACGAGAUAUUUUGCCUUGGCUUUAACCAUGUUUUCAGACGUGUCAUCUGUUUAUUGUAGAGAAAAAGAUGCAUCAGAGAGCCUCCCCUUUUCUUUUUCAAAUACUAGAACACAAAUUUGUCUUGUAUGUAACACCGUAGGUUAAGUUUUUCUUUUGGUGGCAACUGUAUCUGCAAUAAAAUGUAUUUGACUGAUUUAAGGACCUAACCUAACCUAGUUUUGAUAU